Messenger RNA from Ruditapes philippinarum (Manila clam), 5432 nucleotides. RefSeq lists its product as uncharacterized. Bases 206 to 3640 code for a protein of 1144 amino acids. Lineage: Eukaryota; Metazoa; Mollusca; Bivalvia; Venerida; Veneridae. The transcript has 8 exons. The record is from RefSeq and is a predicted model, not a curated record.
AAGCAAGCGAGGCAAUACAUUGUACUAAUUGUUUUGGACAAUAUUGUUUUCUGUAUAUUUUUUGUGAUCAAAUGUGCUACUGUGAUUCCAUUAAACAGGGGACAUGAAAACACAGUAAAGAUGAACCUUUUGCACAAUUUCAAUACCAUUUGAUUAAAAACACCAUAAAUGGAUUAAAGAAGACACUUUACCAUCCACAGAAACCAUGGAUUUGGUAGACACGCAAACAUUUGGCUUUAUUAUUGCUUUUCUCGUCGCUUUUGCCGGAUUUGUUAUAGCAUGCGCGAAAUGUUUUCCAAACGAGAAUAUAAGGCGAUCGACUCAAAAGACGAAAGUACCUGUCAGACUUAAGGAUCAUGACCAAUCGUCGCUACGUAACAGGCGGCCAACUAUACCAAGGACAACCACACCAAUAAUGUCUUCGGUUGGUACACUACCACCUAGGCCACAUUCAUCUACGCCAGGAGCGCCUAUACCCCCGACUGAGCCCCCUUCACCCACGCCAAGGGCACCUCCGAUUCCUCCUACGUCACAUACACCUACAGCAAUAUUUCCUUCACCCAUGACAAUAGCACCAACACACCCGAUAAGGGGACCUACACCAAUGCAAAAGGUUCCUACACCCACGACUAUGCCACCUAUAUCCAUGCAAAGAGCACCUACACCCACACCAAGGGCUCCUACACCUCUGGCUACGCCACCUACACCCACACCAAGGGCUCCUACACCUCCGGAUAGGGCUCCUACACCACCGCCUGUGACACCCAUACAACAACAAGCGGACAUGGCGCAGCAACUGGCAGAAGAACAAGAAAGGAUGGCUGUACAAUCUACAGAACUAGAAAUCGAGGUUUGGCGAAAAGUCUUCGAUCAAAGCACAAGGAAGCUUAAAACAUAUCUCAAUCCCGAUGAAAUCAUUGACCUGGACACAGGGUUCGAAUUAUUCUCCCGCAUUGACAGACGGGACAUAAAGGAUGAGACAAUUACAACAAAGAAAAACGAAGCUAUUUUGACAAAAGUAAGAUCAAAAGGCGAACUUGCUUACAAAGAUUUCAAAGAACGUCUUAAAAUGACAAAUCAGAGCAAACUUGCAGACCUUUUGACUUAUACAGAGAGGGGAUUAAAUACAGAUGAGAUAGAACAACAACUUGACAAAAUGUUAGAAGAACAAAUAACACGUACGGUAUAUGAUAAACAAAAAAGAGAAGUUAAAGAUGGUCUCUUUGAAUUCUACAAAACAAGACACAGUAAAAUUUUCCUGUCGCCUCUUUUUGAAGAGAAAGACACUCCGUUAGCUUCUUUCUAUAUCAGACCGGAACUGAGCUCAAAAGUCUCAACAUCGAACAGAAAUGAUGAAAAAAUACCAGUUGAAUCAUUAUCGGGGUUGUUCAAAACUAAAAAUAUAGAAAAUCGAGAAAUAUAUGUACUCGCUGAUGCUGGACUCGGGAAAACUGCAUUUUCAAAGUAUCUGGCUAACGUGUGGUGUCAAGCUCAUUGCCCGGAUAAAGACUUAAAUGAACUUUUGUUAAAGGAUGAUGUAGACUGUAUGCAAGAAUUUGAUUUCUUAUUCCUAGUCUUAUUGCGAGAUUCGGACGAUUUGUGCUCUAUAGAUGAGCUCAUAUUUGAAAAGAUUAUUUCAAAUUUGGGUCUUGAAGAAACGCUUUCCAAAGAUAUCCUGCUUAAAAUUUUGAAGAAUGAGAAAUGCAUAAUUAUUCUUGAUGGACUGGAUGAAUGGACUCACCCCGACAAGAAAUGUUACAAAUCGCCCCGAUCGAUCCCGCACAGAAAUUACCGAAAAAAGUGUACAAUACUGACAACCACGCGACCAUGGAAAUUAGGUGUUUUGGAUCUAAAUUCAUGUCAAUUAGGAAAAAGGGUAGAACUAACACAACUAAGUGGAGACUCGGCGGUCACACUUAUAGGAAGGAUAUUACAAAGAUGGAAGUCUCACCCGAAUAAAGAUGCAUUAGAUAGUGACGUCAUACAGUUCAUAGAGGCAAUCAGUCAGAGAGAAAACCACGAACUUGCUUUUGUGCCUCUACUUUUAAUAUAUACAACCUGUUUAUGGUGCGAGGGUGUUCAAAUAGGUGAUUCAAAAUGUGAUCUUUAUAUAAAUAUAGUCGAACUUCUUUUAUCGAGAACGAUUCAGAUCCACGGUGAGCUUCCACAAUCACCGGAACUUUCUUCCAGUGACAUUCCAGAAUGCUUUGCUGAAUAUGACAACUGUACGAAAUACUACUCACUCCUGAUGCAUAUAGGGAAAUUAGCUUAUUAUACAUUAUUCAAUGAAACAAAAGAAAACACGCUAGUAUUUGAUGGAUCAAUUGCAAGAAAAUAUAUCGCGCAAGACGAGAUUAAAUUCACCCUUCACUCAGGAAUGUUGUCAGAAAGUACAUCUAAAACAGCCAGAAAAAAGUUUAGUAAAGUAUCGUUUUCUCACAAAACAGUGCAAGAAUUCUUUGCCGCCAUAUUUAUAAGUUCUCAAAGUGACGCUCAGAAAACUGUUGUAGAAAAAUGUACAAAUGUUCAAGACAUCCUGGACAUGUCAAAAAUUUGUGAAUUUAUAAGUAAAAUGAAUGCUGACCUGGUGUGUGCAAUAUCAAAAGAUUUGAUGUCUGUGAUAAAUGAAGACGAGAAAACACGCGGCUAUAGAACUAGGACAGGUGUCAAGGGCUUCUACAAUACUCCAUUGUAUAACAUACAGAAAAUGUUCAUGUCGUGUUUACAAGAAAUGCCUGAAAGUGAAAAUAUUCAAUUUUGUUUACAAGAUUUCUUCAUUGAAGAGAAAACCGAGGUGCACAGUAAACAGUUACAACGUUUGUUAAAACAAAAUAAAACCAACAUAAAAUCACUUGAAAUAAGCAUCAUGUCUACUUCCAGCAGUUUACGUGAAAUUAUAGAUUUAUUCUCUCUCACAGAUCUCAGUCAUAUACAGAAACUUUUCUAUAUUGGUGACAGGAAGAAGGAGGAGACUAAGAUAAGUCGGAUAUUGUUUCCCAGUUUACAGUACGUUACUUUGUGGAAUGGUACAUGGACAAAUGAUGAAGAAAAUCUGAAUGAAAACAUGGCGCGAUGUCAAAACUUACAAUAUUUAUAUAUAAGAUUCUUCACGUUAUCUCACAAAAUACUGGAAACAAUUUUCAAUUUUAUCUCCGGUCAAAAAUCAAUGAAAGAGUUAACAUUGCACGAGUUAGACUGUAAAGAACAUGGCCGCUACCGCCGCCAUGAUUAUAAGAGAUGGAACUUGGACUUGUCUCAACAUUCAACUCUAUCAAAGUUACACUUGCGGUUGUUACCUGGGAGGCUACAAUUAAAUAUAUCAACACAGUCAUUAGUUAAUGUUACGUUGUGGAGCAUCAAUCUAGAUGAAACUUCAUUGUUACUGUCACGUAACAUGGUGAAUAUUGAACGUGUGGAGUUGUGGUUUAUAGAAAUGUCUGCAAGAAGUUUACAGAACUUUAUUACCGUGCUUGAAAAUCUGCCGCAGUCAGUUACAGUAGUGAUGAACUACAUUAAACCGGAAACAGAAUAUGACCGUGUUAGAGAAAAUAUUCGGAGAUCACAAACUUUUCAUGUGAUACAAGACAGCGGCUGGUGGGGAACAUUUGAGUUCAAAACAAUAAAACCAAGCAAAGAAUAGACAAGAAAAAACAUUGUAUAAUAAACUGAAGAAAUGACUUCAAUAAUUUUAAAUGAUUAAAACAAUUUAAAUAUGGACACUUAGAAACAAAAUGGCGGCUCUACAAACCAUAAUAUAGUCUUUAAUAAGGACAUACAUGUAUGUCCGUUUUCAAUUAUAAAUUAAGUGACAAUUGAUUAUAAAUAAACAGAUUUAAUUAAUAGAAAUAAUUCAAAGAAGUUUUUACGGAAUUUAAUGGAUAUAAAAGUUGGAUUAGGAUAUGGAAAUAUUUCACAGCGGCCUUAGAUCAACAAAGAUCUUUGUGAUGCAGAAUUAGGAUUGUGUAGUUAUAGAUUAUUUCGAACAACAAAAAUAAAAUACCAUGUUCCUUUGUUGACAAGAAAAUCAGCUCGAGUAAAUCAACAGUGACAAUGAUGAUUAUGCUUCUACAAGAGUCCAAUAUGAAGACUUUACACCUGGUUCCUGGCUUUACAGAUACAUAUCUAAAAGAAAAUUGUUUAAAACAGUGCAUCACCAAUUCCUUCUAAAAUCGUUUAGUUCCUGAAUGAAACGAAAACAGACCAGCAAUUUGUAACUUACUUUUGCAUCGUAAAUUGUACCUAAAAUCUCUUCUAGAGGAAUUUACAUCUAAAAAGAAAUUUCUUACAAAGACCGCUGUGAAAUAUUUAAGAGUUCCUUCAGAAAACUUGUUUGUGAAUUACAUAAUUAUAUUCAUUAGAAAACACAAAUGAAACUUGUAAAAAACGCUUAGAAUUAAAGUGGAUUGGUCUAGAGUGGGCACAACUAUUGAUAUGAACAUAUUAGAUGUGUCUUUUGGAUAUUCUUAUGAAAUUUUACUGAAAACAAGAAUGUUGAUAGAGAUCUAAAGAGAUUAAGUAUGAACACAAUGAAUAUACAUGGUGAUUUAUAAUAUUUUGUUCUAACACUUAUUAUAUGCUAUAUAUUAAUACCGUAUGUCAUCUCUGAUAAUGUAUCUAACACAUACCAACAACUCCCAUAUACAAUUAUUUUGUUGAUUGCAUUUUCAUACUAAAUUCUUUGAAUACAAUUAUUUUUGGCACUUAUAGAUCUUACGUUAUAGACAAAUUCACUUUAAAGAUAAUAUCAAUAAUGAUUAAAGCAGCAUGCCUCCAGAUUCAUGCUUAUUUUCAUUAACAUUUUGAAAUGUAUUUAAAACUAUAAUAUUGUUAAGUGAAGAAAGGAAAUAUUCUAUACAUUGCAAAUUUCGCUUAAUUAACAACAACAUAAAUUACCGAAAAGAGGACUAGAUAUGCAAAAAAUACGUUAGUAACGCAGUAGAAAUAUAGUAGUAAAUACUGCAAAAUUCGUCAUUAAUCGCACAUAACAUGAACAUUAUAACUUGUAUCUUGAAUAUUUUUAUUUUCUUAAAAUCUUAGUACAUUUUCUCAAGUUUGAUUUUUCUUGAACCAUUUUUGUUUAUCUUGAGGCAUGUAGCUUUAAAAUUGUUUUCUUUUACUUAUUUAGAUAUACAUAUGAAAGUAUGUUCUGCAAUGUUAGUGUGAAUUAGUUUAGCAUAUUAUUUACAUGAUGAUUAGCUUUGAAGAAAGCAAAUAAUGUUUGAAUUCUGUACAAUAGUUUAAAGGGAGUUACAGGCAAACUUUUCAUUUAGUAUUCUGUAUUUGCCCUCAAAAUGAAUACACUAGGCAGUCACAGGAACAAAUAUUUUCUCAUUAUAAAGCAUCAAAUGAUGGUUUCCUAACCUGACCCACCUGGGAGAGCGUUCAGAUUUCACAUUAAUUGUCAUAAUGAACUUUGGAAACGUUAAAGAACA